ACCGUCCGUCCCUGCAAAAUACUUCCCUCGUCUGACAUUUGCGAGUCGUCUCUUCUCUCUUUCAUUGUCCAAGAGAAGCAAAUCAGCGCAGAAAGACAGAGAUGAGCGGUCACGACUCCAAGUACUUCUCCACAACCAAGAAGGGAGAAAUCCCUGAGCUCAAGGAAGAGCUUAAUUCCCAGUACAAGGAUAAGAGAAAAGAUGCGGUUAAAAAGGUGAUUGCUGCCAUGACUGUUGGGAAGGAUGUUUCGUCACUAUUCACAGAUGUAGUAAAUUGCAUGCAGACUGAAAAUUUGGAGCUGAAAAAGCUUGUUUAUUUGUAUCUCAUAAAUUACGCCAAAAGUCAGCCCGAUCUGGCAAUACUUGCAGUAAAUACAUUUGUAAAGGAUUCACAGGAUCCAAAUCCUUUGAUUAGGGCCUUGGCUGUACGGACGAUGGGAUGCAUUCGUGUGGAUAAAAUUACAGAAUAUCUUUGUGAUCCUCUUCAGAGGUGUCUCAAGGAUGAUGAUCCUUAUGUUCGCAAAACAGCAGCCAUAUGUGUUGCCAAACUCUUUGACAUAAAUGCUGAGUUAGUUGAGGAUAGGGGUUUUCUAGAAUCUCUGAAGGAUUUGAUUUCUGACAAUAAUCCAAUGGUUGUAGCAAAUGCUGUUGCUGCACUUGCAGAGAUUCAGGAGAAUAGUACAAGGCCCAUCUUUGAGAUCACCAGUCACACGCUCUCAAAGCUCCUCACUGCCCUAAAUGAAUGCACAGAGUGGGGUCAAGUUUUCAUAUUGGAUGCACUUUCUAGAUACAAGGCAGCUGAUCCUCGUGAAGCUGAAAAUAUAGUGGAGCGAGUUACUCCUCGACUACAACACGCUAAUUGCGCUGUGGUUCUUUCAGCUGUUAAGAUGAUCCUCCAACAAAUGGAACUUAUCGCGAGUACUGAUGUGGUUCGAAAUUUAUGCAAAAAGAUGGCCCCCCCUCUUGUGACAUUACUUUCUGCUGAGCCUGAGAUACAAUAUGUUGCCCUGCGGAAUAUCAACCUGAUUGUACAGAGACGUCCCACAAUCCUUGCCCAUGAAAUUAAGGUGUUCUUUUGCAAGUACAAUGAUCCAAUUUACGUGAAGAUGGAAAAGUUAGAAAUCAUGAUAAAGCUUGCGUCAGACAGAAAUAUUGAUCAAGUUCUUUUGGAGUUCAAAGAGUACGCUACGGAAGUGGAUGUAGAUUUUGUCAGAAAAGCUGUUCGUGCAAUUGGCCGCUGUGCCAUCAAGUUAGAGAGAGCAGCUGAGCGCUGUAUAAGUGUCCUGCUUGAGCUUAUCAAGAUUAAAGUAAACUAUGUGGUCCAAGAGGCUAUUAUAGUUAUCAAAGAUAUCUUUAGAAGAUAUCCUAACACUUAUGAAUCAAUCAUUGCAACACUAUGUGAGAGCUUAGACACUUUAGAUGAACCAGAAGCUAAGGCAUCAAUGAUCUGGAUAAUUGGUGAGUAUGCGGAAAGAAUUGAUAAUGCUGAUGAGCUCCUUGAGAGUUUCUUAGAGAGUUUUCCUGAAGAGCCUGCACAAGUACAGUUGCAAUUGCUGACUGCGACUGUCAAACUUUUCCUUAAGAAGCCAACUGAAGGUCCACAACAGAUGAUUCAGGUUGUUUUGAAUAAUGCCACUGUGGAAACAGACAAUCCUGAUCUUCGUGAUCGUGCAUAUAUUUAUUGGCGCCUUCUAUCAACAGAUCCUGAGGCAGCCAAGGAUGUUGUGUUAGCUGAGAAGCCUGUAAUUAGUGAUGACUCAAACCAGCUUGAUCCGUCUCUUCUUGAUGAGCUUCUCGCCAAUAUUGCUACAUUGUCCUCGGUUUAUCACAAGCCCCCAGAUGCAUUUGUCACCCGUGUCAAGACCACAGCCUCAAAAACGGAAGAUGAUGACUAUCCUGAUGGCAGUGAAGCCGGGUAUUCUGACACAUCUGCUCAACCAGCUGAUGGUGGUGCAUCACCACCAACUACUUCAAGUGGUGUUCCAUAUGCUGCAGCAAGACAGCCAGCCCCUGCACCAACUUCAACUGCUCCUGCGGCAUCCGUGCCAGAUUUACUUGGUGAUUUGAUAGGCUUGGAUAGUAGUGCUAUUGUUCCUGUUGACGAGCCUGCUGCUCCUGGACCUACUCUGCCUGUCGUACUUCCAGCAGCAACUGGUCAGGGUUUACAAAUUAGUGCACAGCUGACACGACGAGAUGGUCAAAUUUUUUACAGCAUGUUGCUUGAGAACAAUUCACAGGUUGCCCUUGACGGGUUUAUGAUUCAGUUCAACAAGAACUCUUUCGGUCUUGCAGCUGCUGGACCUCUGCAGGUUCCACCACUGCAACCUGGGACAUCGACAAGAACUCUGCUCCCUAUGGUAUCAUUUCAAAAUAUGUCUACUGGUCCUACAAGCUCGCUUUUGCAAGUUGCUGUCAAAAAUAAUCAACAGCCAGUCUGGUACUUCAAUGAUAAAAUCUCCUUGCAUAUUUUCUUCGCUGAGGAUGGAAGGAUGGAGCGUGGAAACUUUCUCGAGACAUGGAGGUCUCUUCCUGAUUCAAAUGAGAUAGCAAAUGACUUCCCAGGCAUCGUGGUGAAUGGUGUGGAGGCUACGUUAGACCGGUUGGCUGCAUCAAAUAUGUUCUUCAUUGCAAAGCGCAAGCAUGCAAACCAGGAUGUGUUCUACUUUUCUGCUAAAAUGCCCCGUGGAAUACCCUUCUUGAUUGAACUCACCACUAUUGUUGGGACCCCAGGGCUGAAGUGUGCGAUCAAAACUCCAGACCCUGAUAUGGCACCUCUUUUCUUUGAAGCCUUGGGGACUCUCCUCAACGCUUGAUCCCUUUGUCCAAUACUUUUUCUUAUCCGUGUUAUUUUCUUAUCAUUUUGUUUUUGAAAUGGUUGUACAAUCUUUCUCUGCUACUGAGGUUUUGGUCCAUAGCAUCUUCCUCCAUUAUUGUUUAUUUAUAUUGAACAUAACUCAGAACAGUAAUUGUUGCUAGAGUUUUUCAGUUUGGUAGGGGCUUUAAGCAUUAUUUUAUGUGGACUGAGAGGUUAAUCAAUGUGUUAUCUGAGGAGCUUUUGUGUUGGAAAA
Molecule: messenger RNA, 3068 nt
Organism: Tripterygium wilfordii
Lineage: Eukaryota; Viridiplantae; Streptophyta; Magnoliopsida; Celastrales; Celastraceae
Product: beta-adaptin-like protein C
Exons: 15
Coding region: 102-2813 (903 amino acids)
Biological process (GO): intracellular protein transport; vesicle-mediated transport
Cellular component (GO): membrane coat; clathrin adaptor complex
Molecular function (GO): clathrin binding
Source: RefSeq, a predicted model, not a curated record